AUGCCGUUGGAACUUGAGCAAAAUUUGGAAGCUUGUCAUGCCAUAAAGUUUUGUGUUAACCGAUUAACCAGUAUGAAUCGAUCAUCUGCUUUCCGCUGGCACAAAAGAGUCAAAGUUGGCAAAGAGGAGGUGAAAGACGAUGACGAAUAUGGCAAGGAGAGGGACGUGAGAACAUCUGAGCUGAUUAAUAAAAUUUGCAAGCUUCUGGAUGAAGACCGUUGUGUGUCCAUAAAGACAGCAUACAAGCAGUUUCGAAUUGAUGUGUCAACUUUUCAUGGAAUUAUUUAUGAGGGUCUGAACAUGGGUACUCAGAGGCCAGUAGAGGGAAAGACGCGUUAG
This is a messenger RNA of Octopus sinensis (East Asian common octopus), 339 nucleotides long. RefSeq names its product protein GVQW3-like. The transcript has a single exon. The record is from RefSeq and is a predicted model, not a curated record. Lineage: Eukaryota; Metazoa; Mollusca; Cephalopoda; Octopoda; Octopodidae. Bases 1 to 339 code for a protein of 112 amino acids.